GCAGGAAGUGAACGCAGCUGACCAAUCAGCUUCGCGGGAAACGGGACAUGCGCACUAGUGGCGGGAGAACUUGUAAACAUGGCGGACCUAAACAAGGAGGACACCGAAUCCACGCAGUACAACGAGAUAUUAACUCCGACAGAGCUGUUUGCAGCCCGAUCCAGGAGUCACAAGAUCCCGGUCAGAGGUCAGAAGGACUUCUUCCCCGAUGACUCGGAGGAGCAAAGGCAGCGGCUGGAGCAGAGUCUGACGGAGCACUGGAGCCUCGUGUCGGAGGAGAGGGUGGAGAAGCUAGGAAACCUGGUGAAGGCCACGUGGAUCCCAAGUGAGGGGAUCGUGGAGCUUCAGUCUCCAGCCGGCAAGUUUUGGCAGACAAUGGGCUUCUCCGCCUGCGGCAAGCAGCUGCUCCUCCCCGAGGAGGCUCUUUACCUGAUGGAGUGUGGGAACCUGCAGGUGUUCCACUUGGAGCUGCCGCUGUCCGUGCAGGACGGGUACGAGAGGUUCCUCUCACCGAGCACAGUGAGCCUCCUGCAGUACCAGGUGUUCGGGCAUUUGAAGAGGCUCGGCUUCGUGGUCCACCGGUUCGAUUCCAGUUGCCAGCCGUCGUCGUACGAGCGGCAGCUCAACCUGCCGCGGUCACGUGACCGAGCGGGAACCCGCCUGAAGAGGAAGCGCAGCGACAGCUCUGAAGCGUCGGACAGAAAGGACGAGGACAGAACUCCUCCGGAGACUUCCGGCGUCCGGCCCGCCGUCGAGGGUUCAGAGGGCAGAGGCGGGACCUGGUGGCUGACGGAUGUUCAUGGGGGCCAAUCGGAUCCCUCGCCGGCCUCUGGCUCCUCCCACUGGGACUUCAGCUCCAUCCUUUUCCCCGACGUGGGCUCCAGGGAGCGCCAGCCCGGCCGCCUGCCGUCCCCGGACCCGUCCCUGCUGCCCGCGUCUUUGGCCGUGGGCGUUUGUGACGUCGCCCCCUGGAGGCGGAGGAUCAACCUGAGGGAGGUGAAGACGUCCCCGAAGGAGCAGAAGAGGGAGGAGCAGCGGCGGGGAGUCAACAAGGACAGGGAGGUUCGGCGGUGCAGAAACUGGACGGAGUAUCGGGCGCUCCUGGCGAGGAGGCGGGGGAGGCGUUCCGGACGACCAGCGCACCUGUGGGACGGAGACGUCACUCCUUUACACGACCCGGGACAAGCGAUCCCUACAGGGGAGCUGCUGGAUAAAAUCAGUGUGAUCAAAUCUACACAUUUACUGGAGGGAGCGUCCAGGUUGAAAGACUCGGGCGAGUGGAGGAUUUGCUUCAACGUUUACCAACCCGACUCGGUCGCCGACUUCAGGAAGAGCGACCCGGGGAAACCCUACUCACGCGUGUGCGUGUGCAGCUUUGGCGGCCCGGUGCCCGACCUGCGAGCCCUGAAGACGCUGGCGCUUCAGAGCGGAGACGUCUCGCUGGUCUUCGCCGUGGUGGACCACGGAGACAUCUCCUUCUACACCUUCAAAGACUUCACGCUGCCCACCGACGUUUUCCCCUGAGUCCUCGCCGCCGCCGCGCGGGUCCAUCGACCUCCUGAAGGGACCCGUCGGCUUUCACGUUCUUCUUCGUCUCGGGAGGCUUCUGUCGCUCAUCGCUCUCUAUCUUUUUGAUCAUCCUUUACUUGAACUCUUUUUAAGCUUUGAAGGAAAAGCUGCUAUUGAGUUUUAUGUUUUCAGGUGAGAAAGUAAAGUAAACUUGUAGGUGAGCAGUUAAUAAAAGUAUUCCGCCAUUUUGAGAUUUUGCUGCGUUCUUUGGAGCUGUUGAUAAGCUUCCAGCCGAGUCACUUAUUCUCAGUUUGUGUAAUUAGUUCUCUGCCAGAAGGGACACACACUACUAAUAAUACUAAUAAUAUAUUAAAUGCAGGCACAUUAAUUUGAAAAAAAGCUAAAAGCUAUGUGGUUGCUAUUAUACGGCUAAUUCACCGGCGUUCGCGUCCUUUUACCGACUCUGGGAAACGCGAUGCAACUUUUAUCAAUAAAACCGCAUUUAGCUUGAAAGGUGGGAAGUUACGCUUUAGCUUAACACCAUUAAACAAAUUGUGUCACUUAAAUUGUUCUUAUAACGUCUCUUAUCUACAGCAGGUUGUAAAUCGGCUUAUUUAAUAAAGUUGCACUUUCUUGUU
Gasterosteus aculeatus aculeatus (three-spined stickleback) is the source of this 2147-nucleotide messenger RNA. The record is from RefSeq and is a predicted model, not a curated record. NCBI's taxonomy places the organism in Eukaryota, Metazoa, Chordata, Actinopteri, Perciformes, Gasterosteidae.